CCAAAAGUUGUGUGUGCUUCAGUGGGAAAGUGAAAAACUGUGCAGUGCAACAAAACAAUCAAAACAUCCGUGAACGACACAGCGCGCAUCCGCCAGUGUGUGCGUACCCGACAGGAUGGAGCGAAUGGAUGUGGAUGAUACGGUGGUAGAUCUGAGCCUCGGUUCCGGCCGGUCGUCGCUCUCGAUCACGCCGUCGACGGCACGCGACCUAAGAAAUUUGGCCAAAAACUCCGGCCUCACCAUCACCCCUGCUCUGCCGCCAAUGGUGGAACCACAUUCCAACUCAUGCUCAUCGUCGUCGCUCGGCCACAGUGCCGCUAUCAGCGGCCAUGGGAACGGUGGACCACAGGGAGCGGCAGGAGUAAGCUCGAUGGGCAACACGUCGCCCAUCCCGGGGCGCCGUGUCCUGCGGCCACGCACCGAGGUGAAAUCGUACGCGGAAGUGCCGGACAUUGUGCUGUUACCGGCGAAGGUGAAUGGUCGCUCGCAGAACGGUGGUGGCGGUGCCGGUUGCAAUAGUGCCGGUACCGGGCUGUCCGAGUCCGAGGACGAAGAGAUGCCCCCGGUCUACCCCAUCAAAGAGCUGUCACCGUCCGAAAUCUGGGAGCGGGAGCGUGGCCUGCGAAAGCUGCGCGAGGAACUUCGAAGCGAAGAAACGAAGCUGGUGCUACUGAAAAAGCUGAAACAAUCGCAGCAGGUCAUGAUGAAGGAGAACCUGAUCGUCACACCGACGAACGUGAACCAACUGUCCAAUCCGUUGGCCGCCAUUCCGGCUGCCCUGACCAAGGGUUCACUGAGUGUGACCCCGACCAAUGCCGUCCCGCUGCCGGCACACUCGAAAUCAUCGUCAAACAAACCGCUCAACAAUCCUCCAAAUAAUCGAGGCUCACCGUUGCACAUAACGCCGGUUCCGAAGGGAAUUACCCAAAGACCAUCGUUGCCAGGAGGUGCCACCCUGACACCGAGCAGCCCCGGCCAGCGGUUACCGAUCAGUCUGACCCGGGCCGGUUCCAAUCUCACCAUCACACCGUCGGUGACGAUAACACCGACCAACGCACCCACCGCAGCCAUGAAGCAGCGCAAUCUUCAGAACUUAGGGCAGCUUAGCAGUUCCGUGUCGAUCACUCCAACGCCACCGAUACCGGCGCAAAUCAGCUGUACCACCGUAGAACCGGUUUCGCUUAAGCGAGAUCGCGACCAAGUGAUCAGAGAGGAUCCGCAAAGUCAAGCUCAAAGGCAAGCAUCGGCAAAAUUGGCGCUUCGCAAACAGUUAGAGAAAACCUUGCUUCAGAUUCCUCCGCCGAAGCCUCCGCCACCAGAAAUGCACUUCGUGCCGAAUCCGAGCAAUAUCGAAUUUGUUUAUCUGCUCGGCCUGGAACACGUCGUUGACUAUCUGACUAAAGACAAGAAACCGAACCCACCGCAACAACCGUAUCGUUGCGCGCAGUGCAAGAUCGACUUUACGCCCGUGUGGAAAUGGGAAAAACAGGGUAAAAGAGGAAAUCCCACUUUUCAGAACAGUCCAGUCGGUAAAGAUCCAAAGGUCAUCUGCGAGCAGUGCGUAACGAGCAACGUGAAGAAGGCAUUGAAGGCAGAGCACACGAACCGCCUGAAGACGGCAUUCGUAAAGGCCCUGCAGCAGGAGCAAGAAAUCGAGGCACGGCUCGCGGCCCAAAGUAGUCCAUCGCCAGUGGAGAUUCAUCCUACACCGUCUUCAACGCCCGGCUUGCGUGAGCAGCGCGAACUGCGCGAACUAGAGCAUCAGCAGCAGCAGCAACAACAGGCUCAAGUCGCUGCGCUGCAACAGUUGCAGCAGCAACAGCAGCAGGCAGCGGCCGCCGCUGCCGCUGCUGCAGCCGCCGCUGCCCAACAAGAACGCCAGGAAAGGCAGCAGCGUCAAAAGGAGCAGCAGGAGCAGCUACGCCAGCAGCAGCAACAACUGCAACAACUACAGCAACAGCAAAUACAACAGCAGCAAUUACAGCAACAACAGCUCCAGCAACAACAGCUGCAACAGUUACAAGAGCAGCAGCAACAGCAACAGAGCCGUCAUCAUCAUCUUCAUCAGCUGCACGCCGCCCACCUGCAGUCGCAGGCACCUUCCAAGUCCAAAACGCCCACACCGACUCCACGCCCAACGCCGACGCCACCGAAUCAACACCAGACGCCACCGCCCUCGUCCAGCUCACGUUCCAGUCGCCACAGUGCAACAGCGAAUGCAACGGCCGAAGCAGCCGCUGCCCAGUUGACGGCCCUUGCCGGGCUCGGAGGUCUCGGGCAACUCGGAGCUCUGGGCAACUUUGGCAGCUUGGGUAAUUUGGCGAACCUUAGCAACUCUACCGCAGCGGCCGCUGCCGUCCAGGCGCUUCAUCAACAACUAUUCCGAGGAUUGCAACAAAACAUACAGGCUGGAAAUUUAAACAACCUAAACAGUCUGCAGGCUCAGAUGAUGCAGUUUUCGCCGCUUCUUUAUUCGUAUCAACUGGCCAUGGCGCAGGCAGCUGCUUCUUUAUCGGCGGCCGGCAAGGGAUCGUCGCUCGCGGAUAUUCAGCGUGCGAUGGAAUUGCAUCGGCAGUACCAGGAAAUGCUUUCGCAGUCUGGUCCCGGGCCGAGCAACAGUCGGCAAAACAACUGGAAAUCGUAAUCCCAUACAUCUCGUCUCUCCGUCUUUCCUUCAAUUCCCGUCACCGAAUCCCUUGCGAUGCUACUUUUGCGGUGGAAAAAGAUAUCAGAUCCGCCGUCGGCAUCGUGGGCGAAUGUUCUUAACGAUCUUCGUUUCGUUAGUUGAACUCUGGCUCCCGGGAGCACUCAGACGGGGCAACCCUUGGCGAAAGUCAAGCGCACCACAGCGCGGUGGAACGAAUACGUAAGUUUCAAUUUGAGAACAAAAUGGAACACAGACACGCCACCUUCUGGGGCUGUGCCGGCUACGCGGCAACAUCGCAGACUGACAGGCUUUAUGCUACAAAACGCGUUGAUCAUAUAGCGAGUGAUGUUUUAGUGAUAAGAUAAAUUGUUUAUCCUUUUUUUGUUUGUCUCCCGCUCUGGGUUUUCUCUCGUUCCUCAUUCAGUGCUCCGUAGAAACGAACGGUCGACGGUGGCCACCAUCAGUUUAGAAACUGAGGACAAAAUGGCAUAAACAUUCACUGUUUUUGUUUUUCCUUUUGUUAUGAAUGAAGGAAGUAAUGCGGGAUCGGGAGCAGCAAACAUAGAACGAAGCGAGAGCAUGAAUCUGUGUUUUUUCCUUUGUUAAAUUCAACCUAUCAAGGACUCGUUCACACGCAUCCCGUGCCUUCCGGACGGAUGUCUCAUUUUGCCUUACAAUUAUUACGUUAACCACACCGUAGUUUGCUUCUAGAAUGUGUGUGUGCGUGUUUUCCGUUUCGUUUACUAAUUUUUAGAAGUAACAUUUAGGCACCAUUCGUUUAAGCUGGAAGGGCUUUCCUGUGCAAGUAGCUAACGGAUCGAAUGUGUUUACGAUUAAGUAAACAAACUAUAGGAAGAAUGUAAGGUAUACAUUCAUACGUGCGAUCAGAACCUGAACCUGAACUCAUUAACGAGUCGUUCUCUUUCGAACUUAUACAGCGGUACUGCGCUGUAUGUUCUAAUCUUUUACAGUUCGUUGUGUUCACAUGUUUUUUGACUCGCACUGAGUACAAUAAUUGUUUGUCUGUUAGUGCUACGUGAAAACGUUCGCUUUUGUUUCUGGUAUGGUUUUCUACUUUUCAUAUCGAUCACUCUGUGAACGAAUUCACUGAAUUACACCGCGAGCAUAGCGUUUUAUACAAAAGAAUUAUACAUCGACUGUGGUCGAUUUCGAGUCUAUAAUUUAUCAUCAUUUUUAUUUUGUCAGAAGUGCAUUACUGUUAAAUUGUUUUAAAUCCUGAAACGACCGGAAAAAACGUGGAAAUUAUUUAUGUUUAUUCUUGACGGUAUCAUGUGGGGAUCAUGGCCAUCAGUAUCACAAUUGUUUCGUUUCCUUUAACACUACUCUAUUGCAAUGACGCUUGUGCUCACUGCAUCUUGUUCAGUUAUUUAUACGAUCCAAAAGCUCCCUCAGACAAAACAGUAUCGCAAUAGAGUCCCCUCUUUUAAAGUGUUCUCGACCACAGUCUGCAUUCUGAAUUUGUACCCUAAUUUUUUAACGAUACAUUUUCAGAAGAAAACUUUACAACAACCGUAGAAGAAAAUUACCACAUGAAAUAAUUACAAUUUACUGAAUAGACCGAGAUAUGCAUAAUCCCCUUUUGCAAAGCACGAGUGGAACGAGCCCCGUCCGCGUCCGCUUCAGGCGAAGAAACGCAAAUGACGCAGACGACGUACUUUGCAAAAUUUGUGAUAAACUUCUCGUCUUAACCACCCAACUCGAACGAGAAGGCUUUAAAGUUUGCUCAACAUGCUCGAGAUUUGAUUCUACAAAAUCGAACAACGUACUUCAGUAAUGAUGUUUUCGUGGGAGUAUGCAAAAAUUACAAUUAAUCAAAAGUAAAACGAAUAUUCACCGGAGUGAAAUAUGAGGCAAAACACACAGUCCUAUAAGACGUCGAAACAAAUCCUAUUAAAUUUAAAUUUCCUACAAAAAAAGGCGCAGACCCAUUAUCAAGUAAGACGUGCGGACUAACUAGAGGCGGGCACGGUUUAAUAACCAUCUUAGAAAUUCCAUUCCCACGCAACGCCCCAAGCUCGGUGUUUGCGGCACAUGGGACAUAAAAACUAUUCCUUAACGAAAAUCAAGCGCGUAAGGUAUCUGUGUUGUACAUACGAUGGUUCCGAUAACUCCCGUUCGUUUUUGCCCAUAUAGUUUUUGUUUUGCUUUAAUUUAGCGAGGAACAAAAUCGAAUCCGAGACAUUUCGCACCGAGGUAGUUUUCUGGAGAGGAUGGGCGUCCGUCCGAUGGGAAAGCAAACAGCAAACACGGCUAUAGUACGAAAUGGAGUGGUCCUAAACUAGUGGUGCGUACUAACUGAUAAGCAACUGCAUGGCAAAACAACUAUAGAUUCGGCCCGACACAUUUGGGGCCGAAGAAAACCAAAAGAGCACAUGUGAACGCCUGACGCCACCGGCGGACGGAGCUAACAGCUAAGGAGCCGAAUGGUGUUUGCAUCUCUUGAAAAAGUGUCGUUUCGUCGAUGAGAUAAGGAGAGAAAGAAAGAGAGAGAGAGUUUAGAUAAAAUUAGACAAAGUAAAGGCACCCUAAUUUAAGGAAAGAAAGAAUGAAAAUUUAAGACAUAAAUAUUUUAGGCCAAUAACAAAAACACGUAAGGUUGAUUUAUGAAAGUUGGGCGUAAAAUUAAACCGGCAUAGAGAAGGCCAGCGAAAAUUAGAGGGUGGGUGUUGUGCGAGAGCGAAAUAACAAAGAAAUUCUAAGUAAUAUUUUAAGUCUAGGCUAAAACGAAUUUGGAACGUAUAAAGAAUACGGAGAAUUAUGCACGGAAAAAGUAUGUCACUUGUGUGUUUCUAUUCGGCUCGAAUGUACGUUGACUGUGUGCUCUGCAGAAAAUGGAAAGGAACAGAUAACUAGAGGAAAGAAACGAGAAAUGACACCAGAAUCUUGCGCUAACGACAAAACACAUACACAAGCAAUAGAGCGCAGUGCGAAGCAACACAUUUCGGCUUAACGAAACACUUCAUCAAUCCUCCAAACAAACACUAUACUUCACAAAAUGUUCUAGUUUUGUGGCGCAUUACAACCAAAUGGUUUGUAUGUUGCUAAGCUAGUUGGUUUGCAUCGUUUAAAAAUAGGACCCUUUUUUGUCCGCCUGAUUUCAAUUUUCGGUGAAUGCAGAACCACCUUUCAUGAACAUCCUUUUGGUUUUCCUUUUCCUUCCUUUUCAUUUCCAUUCUGGUAUCUCUGGGUGCCAUGUGUGCGUUUGGGUUCGUUGCCAUUUCUUAAUACUUUAAACAAUCGACGAUAAUUUUCCUUUUUUUAAUUUUUCUUAGAGGAUGUUUCAGUUCUCCGAUUUUUCCCGACCAACCCCGAGUAUCCGAAAGAACCGAAACUUAUCCUUUUUGUGAGACUACCUACUAUCAAAUGUCUACCAUAGUGUAGGAUCAUAAAGCAAGAAAAAUUAUCUCACACAAGUAAUCGUAACACUCAGCUAACCGUUCACGGAAUCGUUCAAUUGCUACCAUUCUCCAAAACGAUAAAAAACAUACAGUAACGGAAACAUGGAAACAA
Anopheles bellator is the source of this 6178-nucleotide messenger RNA. It is a transcript of the gene simj, whose product is annotated as transcription factor dcp-66. Gene Ontology annotation, biological process: negative regulation of transcription by RNA polymerase II. NCBI's taxonomy places the organism in Eukaryota, Metazoa, Arthropoda, Insecta, Diptera, Culicidae. The record is from RefSeq and is a predicted model, not a curated record. The coding region runs from base 116 to 2644 and encodes 842 amino acids. Gene Ontology annotation, cellular component: NuRD complex. The transcript is spliced from 8 exons.